This is a messenger RNA of Dendrobium catenatum, 940 nucleotides long. RefSeq names its product 1,2-dihydroxy-3-keto-5-methylthiopentene dioxygenase 1-like. Bases 178 to 741 code for a protein of 187 amino acids. The record is from RefSeq and is a predicted model, not a curated record. Gene Ontology annotation, molecular function: acireductone dioxygenase [iron(II)-requiring] activity. The transcript is spliced from 5 exons. NCBI's taxonomy places the organism in Eukaryota, Viridiplantae, Streptophyta, Magnoliopsida, Asparagales, Orchidaceae.
GCUCGAUGAUUAUUUGCUGACCUUCCAAAAAUACGGAGUUCAAUUUUUAAAGCAAGUUCAGGAUAUUUAAGCACUUAAACUUCUACAGUGUGCCAUCACUGCAUAUGAUUAUAAGCCUUGCAUUGCAAUCGGUCGUCUUGCGAAGAACUUCAAAUCUGGGAGUAAAUCAUCGCUUCAAUGGCACCCGAGGCUUGGUUGAUCGAAGAGAGCGCAGAGGAUCAAAGACCUCCCAACCACCGAAACCCUAAGGAAUUUCUCUCUCUGGAUAAGCUCGCAGAAAUUGGUGUUGUCUAUUGGCAUUUGGAUCCAAAAAAACCUGAGAGCGAGGAAGAACUGAAAAAAAUUCGAGAAGCUGGUGGAUACAGUUACAUGGAUUUCCUUGAGCUUGGCCCUGGGAAAGUAGAGAACUAUGAGGAAAAGCUAAAGAAUUUCUACAUAGAGCACAUGCAUUCUGAUGAAGAGAUUCGUUAUUGUUUGGAAGGUGGUGGAUACUUUGAUGUUAGAGACAAAGGCGACUCUUGGAUUCGCAUCAGGAUCAAAGAGGGUGACAUGAUUGUAUUACCGGCGGGCAUCUAUCAUCGAUUUACAUUAGACACGUCCAACUAUGUUAAGUUAAUGAGAUUGUUUAUUGGGGAACCUGUUUGGACCGCUUACAAUCGCCCUCAAGAUGAUCACCCGGCAAGGAAAGACUACGUAAAUAGUUUGAUGAAGCAUUCUGAAGUUUCUUUGGGGGCUUAUUGAUUAGCUGCAUUAUAUAUAUGGGCGAUGCUGAAUAAUGAAUACUGGGAACUGUGCUUGAACGUGGAAUAGUUGUGCGCCUUUUUAAUUUUGUACUAUGACACUGUUUUAAAAAGUAGUAAGAAAGCUGUCCAAACGAAGCUUAUGUCACUUAUGUUUGUAUAUGUUCUUCAUGUUGUUUUAAUUUGGGUUGGAUUUGAAU